Molecule: messenger RNA, 1062 nt
Organism: Caenorhabditis remanei
Lineage: Eukaryota; Metazoa; Nematoda; Chromadorea; Rhabditida; Rhabditidae
Exons: 6
Coding region: 1-1062 (353 amino acids)
Biological process (GO): fatty acid metabolic process
Cellular component (GO): lysosome
Molecular function (GO): fatty acid amide hydrolase activity
Source: RefSeq, a predicted model, not a curated record
AUGCUCCUCCUCCCUCCUCUGAUACCCAUUCUCCUCUUCGUCAUCCCUAUAUCCAGUACGAGAACCCCUCCCAGAUACACAAUCGACUUGGAUGAGCACCCAUCUCAACGAUGGAAUCAAGUUAUCAAGGAUCAUUUGGACUAUUUGCCCGGAGUUGUCGAAGAGAGCAAAAAAUACAUUCCUAAACCUCUUCAACCUUUCGUUUGGUGGGUGGCAUCAAAAGUUGAACGAUUCUUCCCUCCGGAUACUCGAUUGGAACUUGAAGGUAUCGCCACACAAUCUGGUCUACCACUCGGUGAAAUAGUUGGUCUCAAUAUUUUAUACGACAUUGCUGCGUUCGAUAGAAGACACAUCUUCGGUCUCGGAUGCACUUCGAUCGUUGCCCAAAACUCUGCUGGUCGAAUUUUCCAUGGAAGAAAUUUGGAUUAUGACAUGACUGGUCUCCUGAAGAAUAUCACAGUUUAUGUGGAUUUCACGAGAAAUGGAACAGUGAUCUAUUCGGGAAUCACGUUUGCAUUAUAUAAUGGAGUACUGACUGGACAGAGACCCGGGGCUUACAGUGUUAGCUUGAAUGCGAGAUACUCCGGAGCCUACAUUGACAAUAUCCUCAUGGAACUCUACACAAAAUUCAAGCGACCAGUCAGUUUCUUUAUCCGUGACGUCUUGGAAAGUCAGGAGACGUAUACCGAUGCAGUGGCUACUCUUUCGAAUACUCACUUGUUCUCACCUUCUUAUAUUAUUGUGGCGGGAACCAAAAAGAACGAGGGAGUUGUUAUUUCGAGAAACCGAUGGGCAGCUGCCAAUGUCUACCCUCUCGACAUGGAUUCCAAUCAAUGGUUUCUCGUGGAGACUAACUAUGACAAUUGGCAGAAACAAGGAGAUAAUCGGAGAAUCACUGCAAUUCAAAAACUCAAAGAACUCGGGAAGGAAAACUUCAACGAGAAGUCAAUGGUGGAAGUGGUGUCUACUAUCCCUGUCAGAAAUAAUUUGACUGUUUUUAGUAGUGUUAUUGAGCCGAAGAUUCCAAAAGUUUUCGAGGAUUUCACAUGGGUUUGGGAUUGA